UUUGAUAGUAUUGAGGAUUGAUUGUUAAUUAUUACAACCAAAUUAUUAUCAGUUCUAUUUUUAAUUAAUUAUUCGUCACUCGUAUUAACUCAUACACUUCAAACAUUUCUCGAUAGUCUGAAAUAUAGUAUAUAAAUACUUUUUUUUACAUUUAAUCAUAUAUUAAUUAGACAUUUACUUAAAAAAAAAUUAUUCAUUCGAAAUCUAAAUAUCUUAUUAUUUAGUUCAUUUUCUACGAAUAAAAUGAAUGAAUUAAGAUUUGAUGGACGAGUUGUAAUUGUUACAGGUGCUGGAGCAGGUUUAGGUAGAGCAUAUGCAUUAUUAUUUGCCAAACGAGGAGCAUCUGUUGUUGUGAAUGAUCUUGGUGGUAGUCGAUCAGGUGAUGGAAGUAGUACUAAAGCUGCUGAUACAGUUGUAUCUGAAAUUAUUGUUAAUGGCGGCAAAGCUGUACCUGAUUAUAAUUCUGUAGUUGAUGGUGAUAAAUUAGUGCAAACAGCGCUCGAUAAUUAUGGACGUAUUGAUGUUAUUGUAAACAAUGCGGGAAUUUUGAGGGAUAAGUCAUUUGCUCGAAUAAGUGAUUCAGAUUGGAAUUUGGUUCAUGAUGUUCAUCUGAAAGGUGCAUUUAAAGUUACUCAAGCUGCAUGGCCCCAUUUCCGUAAACAAAAUUAUGGUCGAGUUAUUUUCACUAGUUCUAAUUCUGGUCUUUAUGGAAAUUUUGGACAGGCCAAUUAUUCAGCUGCAAAAUUGGGCUUAGUUGGUCUAUGUAAUACAAUUUCAAUUGAAGGUCGUAAAAAUAAUAUAAAUUGCAAUGUUAUUGUACCAACAGCAGCUUCUCGCCUUACUGAAGAUAUAUUACCCCCAGAUUUUUUUGCUGAGUUAAAACCUGAACUUAUAGCACCGGUUGUUGUAUGGCUUUGCCAUGAAGACUGUACAGAAAAUGGAUCUAUUAUUGAAUCAGCAGCAGGAUGGGCUACAAAAUGUCAUUUGGUUAGAGGAAAAGGAUCUUUGUUGAGACAUAGAAUUACAGAUACAGUAUUUCCAGAAAAUGUUCGAGAUGUCUGGUGUCAAUUGACUGAUAUGUCCCAGGCUACAAGAUUAGAAUCUAUUGAAGAGGCUUCUUCGACUCUAUUAACUGUAUUAGAUAAUAUUAAAUUUGGCUCUCAACAAUCAAUGGAUGAUACAAAUAGUGUAUUUUGUUUUACAAAUAGAGACUCUAUAUUGUAUGCAAUUGGUGUUGGGGCUUCUGUAAGAGAAGAAAGUGACUUAAAAUACUUAUAUGAAUCACAUGAAGAUUUUUCAGUAUUACCUUCAUAUGCAAUUUUGCCAAGCUUAAUGGCUACAAUGAGUAGUGAUAUUGUGACAAAUGCAAUACCUGGUAAAGAAUUUGAUUUAUCACAGGUAUUACAUGGUGAACAAUAUUUAGAGCUCCAUAAACCUAUGCCUGUAGAUGGAAAGUUGGUAUCUAAAAUAAAUAUUUCUGAUGUUUUAGAUAAAGGCAAAAAUGCAGUUAUUGUUGUUGACGGAAAAACAUAUGAUGAAUUUGGGGAAUUAAUUGCAACAACUCAAAUAUGUACAUUUGUAUUAUCAGCUGGUGGUUUUGGUGGUAAACGUGCUUCAUCAGUAAUUGUACCAGUGGUUGAUGAACCUAAUCGAAUACCAGAUUCCACAGUUGUUGAAAAAACUUCUGUCGAUCAAGCAGCAAUUUAUAGAUUAUCUGGCGAUUUAAAUCCAUUACACAUAGAUCCAUCUUUUGCAACUGUUGCUGGCUAUCAACAACCUAUUUUACAUGGAUUAGCUACUUUAGGAGUAUCAGUUCGACAUAUAUUAAAACAAUAUGCUAAUAAUGAUCCAAAACAAUUUAAAGCACUGAAGGUAAGAUUCAGUAAACCAGUUAUACCAGGUCAAACAUUGUGUACAUCAAUGUGGAGGGAAGGGAACCGUAUUCAUUUCAUUACAACUGUUAAAGAAACUAACAAUAUUGUUCUCUCAGGCGCUUACAUGGAAUUACACAAAGUUAAUAUUCCAUCUGAAGCACACCUAGUGUUAUGUGCUGAUACUAGAGAUGAGGUACUUAGUGAUGCAGUAUUUCAAGGAAUGCAAGAACGUAUAGAUUUGAAUCCUAGUUUAGUUAAAACUAUUAAUGGUAUAUUCUUGUAUUACAUUACAAAAGAUGGAAAAACUGUCAGAUCUUGGACUGCUGAUCUAAAAAAAGGAAAAAUAUACAAAGGAGAACCCGAAAAAGGAGUUAAAGCAGAUACAACAUUAACCAUUGAUGAUACAGAUAUGAUUGAUUUGGCUCUUGGAAAAUUAAAUCCUCAAAUGGCAUUUAUGAAAGGAAAAUUAAAAGUAAAGGGAAAUAUCAUGUUAGCUCAAAAACUAAAAGCUCUAAAUACUGAAGCAAAAUUGUAAAUAUUAUGAUUGUUAAAAAAAUUAUUGUGAUUUAUCGGAUCAAAUUAAAUUGAGGGUUAAGGUAUCUGGUUUUAGUUACAUGAAUUAUUAAUGUUAUUAUGACUUAUUUAUACUUUUUAUAAUAUUUUUAAGUUUUUGUUAUUAUUUAUAUAUAUGUAUGGGAUAUUUUGUAAUAAACAUGUGCUAUGUAAUAA
Molecule: messenger RNA, 2603 nt
Organism: Daktulosphaira vitifoliae (grape phylloxera)
Lineage: Eukaryota; Metazoa; Arthropoda; Insecta; Hemiptera; Phylloxeridae
Product: peroxisomal multifunctional enzyme type 2-like
Exons: 16
Coding region: 244-2409 (721 amino acids)
Cellular component (GO): cytosol
Molecular function (GO): oxidoreductase activity
Source: RefSeq, a predicted model, not a curated record